Molecule: messenger RNA, 496 nt
Organism: Syngnathus typhle (broad-nosed pipefish)
Lineage: Eukaryota; Metazoa; Chordata; Actinopteri; Syngnathiformes; Syngnathidae
Gene: cox19
Product: cytochrome c oxidase assembly protein COX19
Exons: 3
Coding region: 78-347 (89 amino acids)
Biological process (GO): mitochondrial respiratory chain complex IV assembly
Cellular component (GO): mitochondrial intermembrane space
Source: RefSeq, a predicted model, not a curated record
CCUUCGUGUGUUGUGAGGUCAUAAAUACGCGCACUGACGUCACAGUUGCGACUAUCUCUCCCGUACCAAACCAAAACAUGUCGACCGCAAUGAAUUUUGGGUCGAAGAGCUUUAAACCUCGACCACCUGACAAAGGGUCGUUCCCACUGGAUCACUUUGGAGAGUGCACCACCUUCAAGGAGACGUUCAUGAGAUGUUUACAAGACAGCAGCUUUGACAAUUCUAAAUGCCGACUUCAAUCCAAAGCCUACCUGGAAUGCCGCAUGCAAAAUCAACUCAUGACAAAGGAACCACUGGAAAAACUUGGAUUCAAAGACCUGGCUGAUCCUCCUCCCAGCCAACUCUGAGAACGCCACAAUGAAAAUAUGAUUUGUGUUUGAAAUGUGGAACAGAAGUGUGCAAGCAAGGUUGAUAGAAUGUUCCAGGAUUGUAUAUGGAAUUUAAUAUGCCUUUCGACAUAUACUGUAAAUAAUUAAAUCGUUUGUACUUUAACCAA